UAAAAAUUAUAGCAGAAGCUCUUUGUGUGAAUAAUACUUUGACUUCUUUAGACCUCACUAAUAAUAGAAUUGGAAAUUCUUUUGAAAAUAAUGAAGCAAUAAAUGUUUUAGCGGAUGCCCUUUGCAAAAUCAAAACUUUAACUAAUUUGAUUCUUUCUAAUGUUGGUUUAACUUUUGAAAAAGGACAGGUAUUAGCAGAAGUCCUUUGCAAAAACUCAACUUUAACUUUUUUGGACCUUAGUUCUAAUCGACUCGGUUAUAAAGGGUAA
This is a messenger RNA of Cetraspora pellucida, 269 nucleotides long. The record is from the annotation of a GenBank genome assembly. NCBI's taxonomy places the organism in Eukaryota, Fungi, Glomeromycota, Glomeromycetes, Diversisporales, Gigasporaceae.